AUGAAGGAAGGAAACGAUGGGUUUGUUCGAGCAGAUCAGAUUGAUCUAAAGAGCUUAGAUGAGCAACUGGAGAGACAUUUGAGCAGAGCUUUGACUCUAGAGAAGAACAGAAAGAGAGACGAAGAAGAUUCCGCCGCCAUCGGAGCCUCCGCCUCAUCCUCUCCCGUCGCAAUCAACGGCGGUUUCGUAGGGCAGCAGAGGAAGCAGAGACUGGAGUGGGAGAUCGACCCUUCUAAGCUUAUCAUCAAAACUGUUCUCGCACGUGGCACAUUCGGUACCGUUCAUCGUGGUAUCUACGACGGUCAAGAUGUCGCCGUGAAGCUGCUUGAUUGGGGUGAAGAAGGACAUAGAUCAGAAGCUGAGAUUGUGUCGUUGAGAGCAGAUUUUGCUCAAGAAGUUGCUGUUUGGCAUAAACUUGAUCAUCCUAAUGUCACUAAGUUCAUAGGAGCAACAAUGGGAGCAUCAGGUUUACAGCUACAAACAGAGAGUGGUCCAUUAGCAAUGCCAAACAACAUAUGCUGUGUUGUUGUUGAGUAUCUUCAAGGCGGUGCUUUGAAAUCUUUCUUGAUCAAGAACAGAAGAAGAAAACUAGCAUUCAAAGUUGUUGUUCAGCUCGCUCUUGACCUCGCUCGAGGGUUGAGUUAUCUUCAUUCUCAGAAGAUUGUUCACAGAGACGUGAAGACAGAGAACAUGUUGCUAGACAAAUCAAGAACUGUGAAAAUCGCUGAUUUCGGAGUCGCCAGAGUCGAAGCAUCAAACCCUAAUGACAUGACUGGAGAGACUGGUACACUUGGCUACAUGGCUCCUGAGGUUCUUAAUGGAAACCCGUAUAAUCGUAAAUGCGACGUAUACAGUUUCGGGAUCUGCUUAUGGGAGAUCUAUUGCUGUGACAUGCCUUACCCUGACCUAACCUUCUCUGAAGUCACUUCAGCCGUCGUUCGCCAGAACUUGAGACCUGACAUACCGAGGUGCUGCCCGAGCGCGCUUGCGGCUGUGAUGAAGCGGUGCUGGGACGCGAACCCGGACAAGAGACCGGAGAUGGACGAGGUUGUGCCGAUGCUGGAGAGUAUUGAUACGAGCAAAGGAGGAGGGAUGAUACCUGUGGACCAGCAGCAAGGCUGCCUCUGCUUCCGAAGGAAACGUGGUCCUUAA
This is a messenger RNA of Microthlaspi erraticum, 1152 nucleotides long. NCBI's taxonomy places the organism in Eukaryota, Viridiplantae, Streptophyta, Magnoliopsida, Brassicales, Brassicaceae. The record is from the annotation of a GenBank genome assembly.